AUGCUUGAAAGGAAAAAGCUCGUCGGUCUUUCAGGGGGUGACGCUCUACGUGAGCUCUUAUACAGCCAUGACGCGAAACACAUCUUUGGAUAUCCCGGUGGUGCAGCUCUCCCUCUCUUCGACGGCAUCUAUAAUGCAUCGCGUCUUGAAUUCAUCCUCGUCCGCCAUGAACAGGGCGCCGGUCACAUGGCUGAAGGUUAUGCGCGAGCCAGCGGUAAACCCGGAGUCGUUUUAGUGACUUCAGGUCCCGGUAGCUCGAAUGUGGCAACGCCUAUGCUGAACGCCCUGCUCGACGGGACCCCCAUGGUGGUUAUCUGCGGCCAGGUUGCAACCGCCGUGCAAGGUACCGGUGCCUUCCAGGAAAUUGACAUCAUGGGACUGGCCAAGCCGUGUACCAAAUGGGCGACCUGCGUACAGAGCGUUGGUCAGCUUCCCGAUGCGGUAGAUUCGGCCUUUCGCUGUGCCAUGGAUGGACGACAAGGGCCCACACUCGUCGCCGUGCCGAAAGAUGUUGGCCGUGCUACGUUUGAUCUGAACACGCUACCAUCCCCUCAUUCUAUGUCGACGCCAUUGAUAGGGGGAGAGGACGCGUCUAGACAUAAUCCUGAAGUGGCUCCCACGCACAGCACUCUUAGUCGACACAGACAGCUGGAUCGCGUAUCAAUGUUAAUCAACUCCUCUCAAUCACCUGUGGUAAUUGCCGGGAAUGGAGUCCUCGCCAGCCCAAACGGUAUAAACCUCAUAUCUCAACUCGCUGAGAAGGGGUGUAUCCCGGUCACCUCAACGCUCCUCGGCCUAGGAUGUUUUGCUCAGACUCAUCCCCUCUCAGUGGGCAUGGUCGGCACGUACGGAGCACCGCCCGCCAACCUCGCUGUGCAAAAUGCAGAUUUGAUUCUGGCCAUUGGCGCCAGAUUGGACGAGCGUGUCGUCGGGAAUCCGCAGGGAUUUGCCCUCAGUGCUCGAGUCAAGGGGGCAGGAGGAAUCAUUCAAUUUGAUAUCAGUAGCAAUACUAUUGGGAAAGUUGUGCAGCCGACGGAGAUCAUUUUGGGCGAUCUCUCCGAGUCUCUCCCUUUGAUCAUCCCUGACCUGAAAUAUAAAGCGCACAGACGGGUCUGGCUUGCUCGGAUCAAUCGCUGGAAGACAGAAAAUACAAUCCCACGUCAUCUUUCACCGGCUCCUAAUACGCAUCGUGACUUGGAUCCUCUCCCGCAACAGGUAGUCGCUGAACUGAACCGGCAGACCUCUCACUUGAAGCACAACCUUCUGGUAUCCUCUGGAGUUGGUCAACACCAAAUGUGGGCGGCCAAGUAUUUGGAAUGGCACCCUGGCCGUCCUUUCAUCACCUCCGGGGGUCUGGGAACCAUGGGAUUUGGACUUCCCGCUGCCAUAGGGGCCAAACUAGCCCAGCCUGAUUGCGAGGUGAUCGACAUCGAUGGCGACGCCUCAUUCUGCAUGACCAUGGCGGAGCUGCUUACCGCAUCACAGCACGGCGUGGCGGUCAAGGUCAUCAUUCUCAACAAUAGCCAGCAGGGGAUGAUUACGCAGCUGCAACGUUCAAGUUACGGGGGAAGAGAAUGCCAUGCUAGGCAAGCCAACCCGGACUUUGUAGCAUUAGCUCAUUGCAUGGACUGUCAAGGGGCGAGGCAUAUGCCCGGACAGGACCUGUCGGCGUCUAUUUGCUGGCUACUGCGGUGUCAAAGCCCGGCGGUGUUGGAGGUGGCAGUUGCCAAGACUGAGAUGGUGCCCAUCGUGACAGAGGGAGGGGCCCUUGAUGAAAUCAAAUUGGAAUAA
Messenger RNA from Aspergillus affinis, 1791 nucleotides. RefSeq names its product thiamine pyrophosphate-binding protein. NCBI's taxonomy places the organism in Eukaryota, Fungi, Ascomycota, Eurotiomycetes, Eurotiales, Aspergillaceae. Gene Ontology annotation, molecular function: acetolactate synthase activity; flavin adenine dinucleotide binding; magnesium ion binding. The record is from RefSeq and is a predicted model, not a curated record. Bases 1 to 1791 code for a protein of 596 amino acids. Gene Ontology annotation, cellular component: mitochondrion; acetolactate synthase complex. The transcript is spliced from 2 exons. Gene Ontology annotation, biological process: L-valine biosynthetic process.